Molecule: messenger RNA, 4568 nt
Organism: Mizuhopecten yessoensis (Yesso scallop)
Lineage: Eukaryota; Metazoa; Mollusca; Bivalvia; Pectinida; Pectinidae
Exons: 11
Coding region: 72-1571 (499 amino acids)
Molecular function (GO): scavenger receptor activity
Source: RefSeq, a predicted model, not a curated record
UUGGAUACCUGUUUACUUGCGAUAGAACAGACACAAAUCUCCUGCUUUAAACGAUACGCAGGAUAUGUAGAAUGGAAGUGUGUACUAUCUGGCUGCUGGAGGUUCUGUGUCUCUUAUUCACUUUGGAAAUUGUCAACACAUCAGUUAACACCAAUCGUGAGCCAAAUGUCAAAAACACCACUCAAAGUUCAAACUUCAAUGCUGCAUAUAGUAGUGGCAAGGCAGUGGAUGGCUGUAAAAAACAAAUCUUCGACAAACAAAGCUGUUGUUCACACACACAAACAGGCCAACAGGAGGCAUGGUGGCAAGUUGAUCUAGAGGAACUGGUCGUUAUGGAAUACGUCAAAAUAUACUUCAGAGAUGAAGGGUAUCAGCAAAAACAACAAUUUGGUGGCUAUCAAAUAUACCAGUCGAACACUUCGGAUUGGCGGAACGGUCACCUUUGCUAUAAAGACACAACAUCAACGCCAGCCACGUUAUCAUUGACUCCCCAGAUACAAUGUACAGGUAGCGCCAAGUACCUGACGAUAUACAGCGACAGGCGGUCAGGAGGUCUAGCGUGGUACUCUAAUAGCGCUUUUCUGGCGCUUUGUGAGGUAGAAGUGUACGGUUGUCCGCUUGGGAAAUAUGGUGAUGGUAAUUGUUAUUCAGAUUGUGAUGUAGGUUGUGCCAAUAGCCUGUGUGAUCCAGUGACCGGAGGAUGUGCAUCAUGCAGACCUGGAUAUUUUGGUUAUACCUGCAACACAAGCUGCCCGUCCAAUUGUAAAAGGGAUAUAUGUUUUCAGCCCUUUGGGAUAUGUACAGAAUGUGCAUCCGGGUUUUAUGGCAUUGACUGUAAGGGGACUUGUCCGGCACACUGUCGAGACCCACUGUGUGACAGAAGUAGCGGGGAUUGUUCAGUAUGCGAACCUGGAUAUUAUGGUGAUACCUGCACCACAACCUGCCCGUCCAAUUGUAAAGGAACUAUAUGUAAUCAGAGCAGUGGGUUAUGUACAGAAUGUGUAGCAGGACUCUAUGACACUGAGUGUAACCAGUCUUGUCCUGUCAACUGUCAAGAUACUUUAUGUCACAGAAGUAGCGGAGAAUGCGAAGUGUGUGCAGCCGGUUUUUAUGGCAGCCAAUGUUUAAAGUCAUGUGGCAAAUGUCGAGGUGUGAGUUGUGACAAGAGCACUGGGGACUGUGCGACAGGGUGUACUGAUGGAUGGACUGGAAACACAUGUGACGCCAAUGUGGUAACUAUAACGAAUGAAGACGCCGCUGUCGGGAUAGGCAUCGUAUCUGGAUUGUUUUUAUUGGCUCUGGUCAUCUUGGUCAUUGUACUGGUCAGACGUCGGACGAUGACGCGCAGCGACACCACAGGUUCUUCUCAUAUGACAGAUAUAUCAUUGUCGAGAACUGCGAUAGAGCUAAAACAAAAUCAAGAUAACACCUACGACGAAAUAGCAACGUACAACAAGGAACAAACCAUUGCGCAGAUUUCACACAAUGAGGCAAAUUAUGAACAGCUUGGACGCAGGGAGGUGGACAUUCCAAAUAUAUACGAGACAACAGAUGUUGACAAGGAAACAUAGGGAAAUGCUUCUUGUAAACUGGAUAGCUUGAUCAUUCAACGCAACGUAACCUUACUACUUGAACUAAAUUACACACAUAUACCUUUUGUUUUGAUAAAUUCGUCUCCUAACUUAACAGAAUAAGUACUGUUAUGAUGAACAUUGACAGUGUUGUAGAUUGUUUAUGUUUAGUUGUAAAUUCUUGUAUGAUUUUUAAUUUUUCACAUAUCGGAUUGUUAGUUUUGUGAACCCAAGCAAGUAUCGUAUAUGCUGUCAGUGUUAAGGUUAAAUAUAUUGUCAUACUCAGUAUUUCGUCGUUCUGUACAGCAUUUUAUAUAUUUGUUUUUAUUAUUGUAAGACUUUUGUAUUCAUCGAAGUUAACCAUUGCAGUGAACUUAAUAUAUACUUUGUCAUUUAACGAUCCCGGAAGGUAUUUUGAGAGAUGAUUGUCUGGGAGUAAAAGUAUAAGUAGCUUUGAUCAAGUUUUCGAGCAGUGUUAGAUAAGCACACAGUUGACAGGUGGUUGACCAGAAAUACGGUUACAUGAAGUAUACACAUUGCAUUGAAUAAAAUAUAUAGAUAUCUUGAUGGGAUCAAAGAAAUAGUCUGAUCGAGGGGAGAGGUGAAUGUCUAGGUUUUGUUUUUGUUUUUUGUACAGUGUUAGACGAGAAUCGAAAUGCUUUUGACUAUAUUAAGAAAUAUGCAUUGAUAUACACAGUCAGUAAUGUGUUGAACGAUAUCAUUAUUUAUUGGCUUUUUAAAAGAGAUUUCUUUGCAUUGAAUGAUACAAUAAGUAAGUUUUCGGCUGCUUUCAUUUUUGUUUGAGCAGUAUUUCCCCAUCACUAUAAUUCAGCUUUCCUCUAACCAGGAUAAGCAAUGCAUUGAGACAAUUCUAAAAUGUUUGAACAGCUUCAAUAUAUUUAAAUAAGCGUAUUUGCAAUGUAACUCGAAGUUGAGAAUAAUUGAAACAAAAUAUACAUAUAUUUAAUCCUACAGGUUUAUUCAGAUAUAUUUGUCACUUGCUUUGCACCAUUGUAUGAAGAUGUGAUUUAAUCGUUUAUUUUAAGUAUAUCAUUAAUUUGCAAGGUAUGCUGUAACAUAUGAAUACACAAAUUGUAGAUAUCUUGAUUCCAUCGAAAUCGUCCUGUAAAAUAAGAAUAGGAUAGCUUAAUUGAUAUGUGUGCUUUGUUUUAAUUGCAAAAAUUGACGUACUCUCUCGAAUACUUUUUUCAGGUACACGUUUAGCUUUUAAUGUCAUUUUCGUAGUUUGCGUGGGAAAUAUCCAAACCAUGAAUCUAUACGUACGAAGUUUUCACAGAUUAUCGAUUUCACAUGGACCGCAAAGAGACAAAUUUUUCAUUUAAUAUCAACUUUUCUCCACUUAUUAUGAUAUAGGUAAGAUGCUUUUUGUCUAACAAAACAUUUUACAAUAAUAAUUUCCAUUCCCUAUACGUUUAAACAUGUAAAUGGUUUUAUGGUAUAUCUUAAUGAUCUGUACCUACAAAUUAGUGAAUCAUUUAAAUGAUGUAAAUUAUAUAACUGGAAGGAAAUAUCAAUAACAUAUACGUUAAGGGUUAUCGCACACACUGCCAAAAACUGCAAAUAUACAUUAGAAGCUUUGUUCCAGUAUGCCUUAAUCUCUGAUACAUGUAAUCGAUAAAUACGUUUGGAAAAUAAAAAGGGAAUAAAUAAAUAAUUAAAUAAUCCACUCCGGUGCUCUGAAUCAAAAGCAACGGGGCUAGACAAGGAUUCAAGCUUGGAACCUCCAUCAGUAUAGUGUCACUCUAACUUACUAAGCCUACUAGCUACAGUGGUUGUGCCCAGGUGUUGUCGACCAAGAAUCAUACAAUAUCCAAAUUAAGAUAAAAGGAACCGAACUCUACGUGAACUUUAAGUAUUUUUUUUUUCUCAAGUUGGAUAGAGUUAUUUAAAACGGACUUGAUUCAUGCUUUAUUCUUGUAUGUGCUUCCUAUGGCAUGGGCACUAGUUUUGUUUCCACGUAAGGGACUGUUGUUUUGUUUAAAACAAAGAUAUAAAAGGUAUUUAAUGUCAAAACAGAUAUUCUCAACAGAUAUGCUACGUUAUUAGGCAUUUGAUGCACGUCACCUUGUUAAAAGCAUGAUUGAUUGCAAAUAUUCACCUAAAUACGUACGUGCUAUCUUGUCUGGUCGCCGAAAUUAAUAUUCUUUCACCUCAGACAGAUAUACUCCGCGUCAAACCCCGUGCUAGGAUUUUCGUUCUGGUCUUAUAUCUGUUAGUAUCUUAACGCGAACUUUUAAAAAGCGACGUAUUAAUCCGUGCCUUAACGGCUCGAAAUUGUAUACAUUGGAUGCAUUAUAUAUAUUCUGUUUUGUCGUUGUAUGUAUUGUUUUGAUGUUGUUAUAUUAAUGAUGUUGUAGAUAAAAUAUAAUAUACAUGGUGAAGUACGGUGUCUUCUUUGUGAAAACAGACAACAGGUUUAUUGUUUUUCUUUGUCAUGUAGUUUUAGUAGUGUAGAUACCAUGUUAAUUUGGAGUCCCCAGACGGGAUAGUUGUAAUCAUAAGCGGGAAAAAACGAAAACAAAAAUUCGAUCUCGGAGUUUCGAGAAAAAUAAAAUUGCCUGUUACUGAGCGAGAUCGGGCUAAGUAUCUCUAACAUUUCAUGUUACAGAGUCUAAGCCCACGACUAAAAUAACCCGAUCUCGCCUGACACUGAUAUUACUAAAAUUCAUUGGAAGUCUUAGUUGUACAAAGUCACAGAACGCGGUCUUUGUCGUAGAUUGUGACGUAUCCUCAGUAUAUACAUUUCCAGUUACAACGUACCAAGCUAUACCAUAGGUGUAUGGGUAUAUGAAGACAAAUAAUUCUGAAGGAGGACCACGUCUCUUGUAGUGUUUGCCUGUAGUCGACAAUGACCACCCUACAUGUGUUAAUGAUGUAAUUACAUUUUUAUUAUCAUUUGUAUAUUUCUUAUAAUGUUUUUAAUUUGACUAAUAUUCAUUAAUACAUGACAGCAAAUGUAAUAAAAACAAUAUUAAA